AUUUUCCACCAGCUUUAAAUUUCUUUAUUUUCUCUGUUUUAGUUCUUGCAAUGUUCCUAGCUCGGAUCUCGAUUAGUCUAUUCUAGCAUUCGUCUCCUCCUUCAGGCUUGGGCUUCGUUUCGAGAUCCCUCAGCUUAGAAUUUAUUCCCCUUUAUUCCAGAAUCAUGUCGCUGUUCGAAUGAUUCUUAUCUGACUUGUCUUGCUGUUCCCAAUUCUGCAGUUGAUUUCUGGAUUACCCUUUUUGUUGUAUCAUAACAAACGGACCAUGACAAACAUAGCAGGUCAGCUGAAAAAGGGAAUCUCCCGCCAGUUUUCUACUGGGUCGUUGAAACAGAGUUUCAGCCGCCAGUUCACACGGCAGGCAUCGCUCGACCCCCGGAAGAACAACCAAAGGUUCAGCUUCGGUCGGCAGUCGUCGCUUGACCCAAUCAGGCGGAGUCCCGUCCAUGAUGGGAUCGCGGUGCCGGAGAACCUUGACGCGACCAUGCAUCUGCUGUUCAUGGCGUGUAGAGGGGAUGUCAAAGGAGUGGAAGAUUUGUUGAAUGAAGGCGUUGACGUUAAUAGUAUUGAUUUGGAUGGCCGUACUGCUUUGCACAUCGCUGCUUGUGAAGGUCAUGUUGAGGUUGUUAAGCUUCUUCUUGUUGAGAAGGCUAAUAUUGAUGCCCGUGAUCGUUGGGGUAGCACGGCAGCUGCGGAUGCAAAGUACUAUGGAAAUACGGAGGUCUACAAUAUUUUGAAGGCCCGUGGAGCCAACGUUCCUAAAACCAGGAAUACGCCAAUGACAGUUUCUAAUCCUCGAGAAGUUCCAGAGUACGAGCUUAAUCCCUUGGAGCUUCAAGUUCGGAAGUCUGAUGGUAUAACAAAGGGAUCAUAUCAAGUUGCAAAAUGGAAUGGCACCAAGGUUGCUGUAAAGAUACUAGAUACAGACAGCUAUUCAGACCCUGAGACCAUAAAUGAUUUCAAGUAUGAGCUAACUUUGCUAGAAAAGGUUCGACAUCCGAAUGUGGUUCAAUUUGUUGGAGCUGUUACACAAAAUUUUCCCAUGAUGCUUGUCUCCGAGUAUCCUUCAAAAGGUGACUUGGGAAGCUACCUUCAAAAGAAAGGGCGUCUAUCACCAUCCAAAGUCUUAAGAUUUGCCCUUGACAUUGCCAGGGGAAUGAAUUACCUUCAUGAAUGUAAACCAGAGCCAGUCAUUCACUGCAAUUUAAGGACAAAAAACAUUUUGAUAGAUAAUGGAGGUCAUCUGAAGGUAUCUGGAUUCGGUUUGUUAAGAUUGACAAGAAUAGCACCUGACAAGGCAAAAUUAGCACAUCCAAACGAUCAUCUUGAUCCAAAAAAUGUAUCUGCUGCACCUGAGCUUUAUAUGAAUUUGGUAUUUGAUCGGAGUGUUGAUUCAUAUUCCUUCGGUGUCGUUCUAUACGAGAUGAUUGAAGGAGUAGUGCCUUUUCAUCCCAAACCUGCUGAAGAGAUUUUGAGAUUGAUGUGUUUGGAAGAGAAGAGACCAUCAUUCAAGUCGAAAUCAAAAAGUUAUCCUCCAGACUUAAAAGAGUUAAUUGAAGAAUGCUGGGCUAAAGAACCUGUUGUUAGACCGACAUUUUCGGAGAUCAUUGUACGAUUAGACAAAAUAGUUGCCAACUGCUCAAAACAAGGGUGGUGGAAGGACGCUUUCAAGCUUCCAUGGAAAUGAGGGGAGGGAAAUUGGAUCUGGGGUUUCUGUCAAGGGAGCUGGAAAUGUUCCGUCUCUUAUGUAUGAAUACUACCGUGUGAAAAAAAAAACAUUGCCACAAAUGGGGAAUUACAAAUCGGGAGCCAUUAAUGUACUUGUUAUGCCAUUUGGUGGCCUUGACAAUAAAAUUGUAGUUCUAAUUUUGAGUUCGAGAAAU
Molecule: messenger RNA, 1883 nt
Organism: Hibiscus syriacus
Lineage: Eukaryota; Viridiplantae; Streptophyta; Magnoliopsida; Malvales; Malvaceae
Product: integrin-linked protein kinase 1-like
Exons: 12
Coding region: 266-1687 (473 amino acids)
Biological process (GO): protein phosphorylation
Molecular function (GO): ATP binding; protein kinase activity; protein binding
Source: RefSeq, a predicted model, not a curated record